AUGAAUUCCAACAGCCAAACACCUGUUUCCGGCGAUGUUCCCGCGACGAAACCAAACGGAAAAGACGUUGUCUCCUCCGCCGAGCCGGUCAAACGAGUCGGUCAAGCCGGAGUCUCUCUCGCUACAGCUGCCUCCGACGAUUCGAAGUCCAAGAAGCAAAACGGCAAAGCCAUUGUCUCCUCCGCUGAUCUGGCCAAAUGUGCCGGCCAACCCGAAGAUUAUCUCCCUACAGCUAUCUCCGGCGAUUCGAAGUCCAAGAAAUCAAACGGCAAGGCCGUUGUCUCCUCCGCUGAUCCGGUCAAACGAGCCCGUCAACACGGAGUCUCUCUCCCUAUCGCUGUCUCUGGCGUUCCAAAUUCCAAGAAACUAAACGGCAAAGCCGUCGUCUCCGCCUCUGACGAAGUACUGUUCUUCAAAGAUGUCAAGUUCGGACCACAAGAAGGCGAGCUAAGGUUUCGUCUGAUACAUUUUUGGGAGGCUCGGAACACACUCACGAAGGUCCUUUUUGGUCUUGAAAUGCUUCUGAUUGACGGACAUGGUACUGUGAUCCAAGGGUUCAUCUCACCAAACAGGAUCAAGACCUAUUUGCCUCAUAUGUUCGUUGGUUCCGUCUACAGGCUUAAUAACUUUUAUGGAUCUAAAAGCAAGAGUGUGUACCGAGUUGCUCAGCCAGACGUGACCAUUGCUUUCACAUGGAAUUAUGUGCUCUCCGUUCUCGAGAACAGUCUGGUUCCGUUUCCUGAAGACCGGUUCCGAUUCUAUGGUUACGAGGAGUUUGAAGCGGCAUGUGAUCUCAGGGGAGAUCUUUAUGAUUAUGCCGGUCACGUGAAACUGGUGAAUGAGCAGGCCUUGAGUGACAGUCUUGUGCUUGAUGAAGUCGAGAUAGCUUCUUCAAGAAGAAUUUUGGUCAAUGUCCAGACACAUGAUGGUUCUGUCAUGAAGUUGUACAUAUGGGACAAGGCCGCUGCAGUCUUCUGUGAGAAGUUUAAAGCGCUUGGAAAACCUCCAACUGUUAUUCUGGUGACAACUGUUAAUCCAAAACGUUUUGGAGGUGCCUUAUCUCUGUCAUCUCUAUCAUCCUCGCGUGUGUUUUUUGAUAUGGAUGUUCAAGCAACCAGAGAAUAUCUGGCUUGGUUUGAAUCGAACACGGAAGUUACCAAUAGGGUGAAUGUUGAGAUUGUCACCAAAGCUGAGACGGCUACUAUAGGAGAAUUGUUAUCUUACAUGAAGCAGGAAGGGGCAAAGUGCUCAGCCACUAUUGAUGAUAUUGUGCGUGACUCGGCGUGGUAUUAUAUUGCUUGUGGUGGGUGCAAGACUAAAGCAACCAAAGGGCCUACCACGCUUAUGUGUAAGAAGUGUGGAAAGACUGAGAUUGUCGGCGCUGCAGAGUAUCUCACAAAGCUCUCUGUCUAUGACAACAAUGAUCACGCUAGCUUUGUGCUUCUCGGUGAUGCUGGGCGUGAGUUGACUGGGAUGAAAGCCUCAGAAUUGGUUGAGAGCUACUUUGAGGCCAAUGAAAGGGUCGGAGAUAAUCAUGGAGUCCCGGUGACACCGUCUCUGACUGAUUCCAUUGGACAGACUCGCACGUUCGUUAUCAAGGUAUCAAAACACAACCUGGAUGGCAAGACCCAGUCUUUGACUGUCACCAAAGUUCUUCCUCUGAAAGUUCCAGCACUUAAAGGCAACAUAGAUGAGGACGUGGAAGAGGAGCCUGCUGAUGAGAAGGAUGGAGCUGCAGAUGGGACUGUGAAAAGGAACUCUGAUGGGAUCGAGUCUGGAGAGACCAAGCGUGCCAAAUGUGGCUAA
Molecule: messenger RNA, 1806 nt
Organism: Brassica napus (rape)
Lineage: Eukaryota; Viridiplantae; Streptophyta; Magnoliopsida; Brassicales; Brassicaceae
Exons: 9
Coding region: 1-1806 (601 amino acids)
Biological process (GO): meiotic cell cycle; nucleotide-excision repair; double-strand break repair via homologous recombination
Cellular component (GO): nucleus; DNA replication factor A complex
Molecular function (GO): single-stranded telomeric DNA binding; damaged DNA binding
Source: RefSeq, a predicted model, not a curated record